Messenger RNA from Necator americanus (New World hookworm), 1773 nucleotides. RefSeq lists its product as uncharacterized. The transcript has 19 exons. Lineage: Eukaryota; Metazoa; Nematoda; Chromadorea; Rhabditida; Ancylostomatidae. The record is from RefSeq and is a predicted model, not a curated record. The coding region runs from base 1 to 1773 and encodes 590 amino acids.
AUGCGGUUGUUUCAAUUUUCGUCUGUUCUACUAGAGAUCAUUAUUUACUCCUAUUACAAGAACCUUACGCUCCAAAUUCCAAUCUUGGAAGCAAGAGGUUUUACUCGGUUAAGAAUCCCAAAAGAGUUCACAGAUCAACCUACUUUAUCACAUCAUGAACAGCAAACAAAUACAACAACAGAAGCAGCGUUUGUUACUGGAACUUCUACUGCUGCUUCAUCAACGACGGAGGAAACCUCCUCAACAGAGAUAGAAACGAUGGAAAUUUCUACUCCAUCUUCAUCUAGUACAUCUGCUGCUGCUCUAUCAACGACGAAGGAAUCCUCCUCAACAGAGAUAGGAACGAUGGAAAUUUCUACUCCAUCUUCAUCUAGUACAACCUCCCCAACUACUACAAUCUCAGAAACCACCAUAGAAAUAAUUAUACCAGAAAGAAUAACCUCAACGAGGAAGGUAUUUACAAGAACAUCGAGAACAACAAAAAGAAAAACUGACUUCAUUUCAACAAAGAGGACGAGAAGAACAAGACCGCCUAUGAUUUCCACCGGCACAAGAUUUUCAUCAUCACAUAAAUCAGACCAUCCAUUUGUUAGAACUCGAUCUACAACCACUAAAGAAACGGAGUUUCCUUUUGAGGAAAACGGAAAAGAAGAUCACAAGGAGGAUAAAACCACUUCAUUGACAACGACAGCCAUUGCUCUUGGAUUCCUCAUAGUGGUGCUGUGCGCAUUAGGUGUACUGUUUAUAUCCUGGCGUAAAUGGAAUACAAGUCCAGCUACAAAAAGUGAAAUGCCAACUACUGUAAUAACUAGUUUCGACAAAGGAAAACUUGAUUCAAAGGAAAACCCAACACUUGGUUUUUUGGAGGCAAUCAACGAUAAAAAGGAUAGCGCGGAGAGCAAGGCAGCAGGUUCUUUGGAUACGGAUACGGAGGCAAAAAAAACUCCGGAAAGUAAGCAGCGGGGCUCUGCGGAGACUGCUACCGAUAGCAAAGAAUCUGUGGAAAACAAGCGACGAGGUUCUGCAGAGACGUCCACAGACUCCAAAGGAUCUGACGAAAACAAGCGACGAGGUUCUGCAGAGACGUCCACAGACUCCAAAGGAUCUGACGAAAACAGGAGAAGAGGUUCUGCACAGACGGCCACGGAUUCCAAAGGAAUUGAGGAUUUCUUAAGACAAGGGUCAUCAGAGACACCUAUGGAGUCGAAAGCAGCUGCGGGGUACAGAAAAAGUAGCUCUUCGGAAGAAACACCUGAUUCUAGGGACUUUGUGAGACGUUACGCUCACGAGAAAAAGCAGUACGAUAUGGCGGCAUAUCCGAGGGAAAUAAAGGUUCCCCCGCAGAAUAUUAAGCGAAUUCCCACCGACGAGGAACGCUUGUAUCGGAGAGAUUUCUAUCCGAAAGAGCGAAAACCUCCGCCUCAAAAAGUUAAGGGCGGAAGAAGCAAACAAAGGAACGUGGUUGUAGCAAAGCCAAAGGCAAAAGUAAAGAUAAAAUCAGGCGGUGGAAUGAAAAUCCCACAAAAGAACGUUAGAAGAAAAUAUAAUGAAGGUGUUAAAGCUAAACGUACUCAUAAAAAGGAACGUCCCACGAAGGUUAAGAAGAAACCACCGAAGAAAUCAAAAAAUGAACAAUUUCUCGAAUUUUUAACACCGGUUCAACAAAAAGAUAUGGAUCAGCCAAUGAAAAAAUCUCCUUCACAGUACCAUUACGGAAAAUCUGAAAAAUCUCCAAGAUACUACAAUUUAGCUGAAUUGAACAGAGAUUCCUAA